Molecule: messenger RNA, 501 nt
Organism: Alternaria burnsii
Lineage: Eukaryota; Fungi; Ascomycota; Dothideomycetes; Pleosporales; Pleosporaceae
Exons: 2
Coding region: 1-501 (166 amino acids)
Source: RefSeq, a predicted model, not a curated record
AUGGCAGGCUCAUCGCGCAACGCAUCGCCCAUCAAGCGCCUCAUGACUGAACUCCAAACACUACAACACGACCCCAACGAUGCGCUUCUCGAACUCGGACCUACGGAUGAUGAUGUGAUGCAAUGGAGAGCCGUCAUGAAGGGUGUAGAAGGGACGGCAUACGAAGACGGCUGCUGGCUCCUUUCCAUCUCGAUCCCCUCGCAGUACCCCCUCUCCCCACCCACCAUCCGCUUCGUAACACCCAUCUGCCACCCCAAUGUCGAUUUCAAAACCGGCGAGAUCUGCCUCGACUUGCUCAAGACGGCUUGGACGCCCGCAUAUACCAUCUCUAGCACCAUGACGAGUAUACACCAACUGCUCACUAGUGCUGAGCCGGAUAGCCCGCUAAAUGUGGAUGUUGCGCAACUGUUUAGGACAGGUGAUGAGGUUGGGGCGCGGAGCUUGAUUAGGUGGUAUACUAUUAGCGAGCGAUUUGACUGGAAGAACAAGAGAUCUGCGUAA